UGGUGCUGGCCACCCACCUCCUCGUGUGCCGUGCCGGCCUUCAUAGGUGCUCGCUAACAGCACUUGCCCCUACAGUCUGUUACAGGCUAUACGGGGGUCUUUGUGUAUGUGCACGCAUGGCCUUGUGAGUUAUGUAUUUCCUGGUAAACGCUUUCUUAAUAACUUCAAAUUCACUUUGUUGCAGUAUUGACAACGCUACAGUGCUGUUUAAUGUGUAUUGCAUUAUCGGGCCUUUGAUAAUAAUUUAUUGAAAUAUUGUAAUUACCAUUUUAUUCUUAUUAUCGCAUAGCUUUUAGCCCAGUUUACAUACUAAAAUCCUUUAACCAUGUCUACAGUAUUUUUAAUCACUGGUCAUAGCUGAUUGAAUAUGAAACAGAACUAUACCCUUUUUAGCAUUUAUGUUGCGGUAUCACGCAGCAGCAGCAGUAAUAUUUAUUACUAUUAUAAACAUAUAUGUAACAUUGCCUCUUUAAAAUGUUGUUCUUCGUCCACUUAUUGCAAGGAACCUAUAUAAUAUACAAAAUCGAUUUGUCGCUAUUUUCUUUUCUUGUUACAAACUUCGUUAAAAUGAGAAAUCACAAAAAUGUAAUUAAAACCGCCCAUUUGGUGAUUAAUUAUUUUACUUUAACUUGCCUGCAAACUUUACGCAAUAAUGUUACCGUAAUAUCUAAAGAAAUUAUUAAAUUAACAAUAAAUUACCAGUUUCCCCAAGCCUAAACGGGUAUUGGCGAGUACUCAUUUCCAUAGGCGGUCCUAAUCCAGCUGUGGGUAACUCCACAUUCCUGUGUUGUGAAUCAGCCUCUCCAUAAGAACAACAAAAUGACAACUUCCCAUCAAAUGUUGUUCACCUUAACGGUUUUUAUUUUAUUGGCCCCAAGAGGGAUGAUGGGCUGUGUCUACCGCGGCGAGAAUUUUAGCUCACAAUCUCGCACGCGAGCGCGCUACCUUUCUACCAGCUGCACUCUAUCCCGCUCAAUAAUAACCAAAUAAUUGAACGAAUUUUCACCAGCCACCACUGCCCAGUGUGGUGAAAUAUAGUCAAACAAGGCUCAAGGUGGACGUGGAAGUAACUUAACAAAAGGAAUGUCAAAUAUUCGAUGAUUUUAAGAGUUAAUUGAAUACUAUGUUAAUCAGUGCCAGUGCAUUAUAGGCAAUAGCAUUUUACCAUGGUUGUAGUGUUCAGAGUGAACAGGUAGUUUUCUAUUUGUGUGCUUGAGGCCAUGAUACACUUGUGCAUGUAUAGAACAGCUGUCAGCAAACAGUCAUCACAUUAUUGCCAAAACGAUUUUUCCAUUGGCUAAACUGCACUCCUGUCUCUCUACGCCACUGCUCUUUUACGUUUUUCGAUAGUUGCUCAUACUUAAUGUGUUUUCCCGCGACCGUUGUUACAGCAACGAUUGCCCAAAAAUUGCGUCGCAGUCAUGGACAGGGCUGGAUUAACAGGGGGGGCUGCACAGCCCAGGCCUCGGAUUUUGAGGCACUCCAAGCAAUGUAAAGGGCUUAAUAAAUGUUGAAACACAAUCCUGCAACACUACAAUAAUUCACAUUUUGGUAAUCUGGUAACGAAAGCCAAAGCGUCACUGUUCACAUUAACACCAGUUAUGUACAGAAAUUGAAUUUUUUUAACGUAGAUUUCGUUUUUACAAUUGUAUAUCACAUUAUACACAUAUAUAUAGUCCUGAGAUAACCAAGGAAAAUAGCAAUGGAGUGUUUGGCAUUGGGCAUGAGUGGUCGCCAAAGAGCAAACGAGGAACUUCAAAUACAAAUAGGGAACGCAACACUACAACAGCCUCGUACUCAAACCCAUUCUGUGUGUACGCACAAAAAAAUAAACAUGUUUUGUGUCAUCAGCCUAUUGGCUUUUUCCAGCCAAAUAUUAUCAAGCAGCCUUUGUUUAAACGUGCAAAUUAUGGACUGGUUUUGACCUUCUGGGUCUCAUCAGCAGAGUGAGACGUGCUCAACAAAUGCUGCCAUAGUCGCCCACCAAACUUUAUCGAGCCCUGAACAUGAGAUUUCCCACUGAAAUAAGCAUUCCUCUUCUCCAGUUCACAGCCCUCAGAGCCAGUGGCGGAAAUGCAAUGUUCACGUGGUUGGGGGCGAGUCUCUAAUACAGUCACUGUUGGCUUCCCCAAAAAGUAGUUAUAAUUUUAUCGACCGUGCACGGAUGCUGAACUGAGUCAAUCCUAUUGCGAAACACUUGCUGUACCGCGAGUCGCUCAUUCGGUGUUUGUGUGUGUUGGGGAGGACUAGGCCCGACUCGCUGAGCCGGCACCGCAAUGAUGGCUUGCGGUGCGAGCCGAGGCCACGGAAUGGGAGGAGGAGGAGGAGAAGGAGGGUGGCAGGGCAUGGGGCUGAUGGCGGUGCCGUUCCCUGAGCACGCACGCGACGUGCUGGCCUCACUGGACGAGCUCCGUCGGGCCGGCUGGCUCUGCGACACGCAGGUGAACGUAUCGGGGCAGCUCUUCCCGGCUCACCGUGCCGUCCUGGCCGCGAGCAGUGGCUACUUCCGCAAGCUCUUUGAGAACGAGGAUCGUCACGGGGUGGUGCGGCUGGAUUUCGUGGAGGCCGAGGCUUUCUCGCGCCUGCUUGAGUUUGCGUACACGGCCACGCUGACGGUCGACCCCGCGCGCAUAACGAGCCUCCUCGAGGCGACGCACCUCCUGGAGUUUGGCCAGGUGGCCAGCGUCUGCUCGGACCUCCUGAACGCCUCCGCGGAGCCCGGCAGUGGCGCGGGCGACGUCGCGGUGCCGAGGCGGGAAGACGGCGAGGAGUGGCUCUCGAGCCACGCGGCGGAGCGCGCGGGGAAACCCGCGCUCCGGGACGAUCGUCCUCUCGAAGCGCGGGCAGGGCCACCGCCGUCGACGGGGCCGCACGCACGGGAAUCCGAGGCAACGGUUCAGAAGGACUGCGUCCGCGGGACCUUGCUGAGCCAGCAAAGGACAAAGAAGUCGAGAGGGAAAACAAAACUCGCGGCAGGCGGCGCCGACGCAUCGAUGGAUGGUGGCGUUUGUGACAACGGCGAGGAUUUGGCCUUAGACCUGAGCUCACGGCCGGAGGAUAAGAAGAAGCCGGCACGCAAGCCGAGACCGGGGCUCAUCCCGUCAUCGCAGGACCUCCUGAGUCCGGCGAUUCUGCUUCAGAAGAGUGGGGAUGUAAUGGAUGACGCUGCUGGGGCGGUCCUGGAAACUGGACUGCAGAUGAGCUGGGGGUACGGGCCCGAGGAGCCCUACGAUGCUCCGAGGGCCCCCAAAGUCUGUCAACCGUGCCCCAUCUGUAACAAGAUGAUCAGAGGUGCUGGGAAGUUGCCGCGUCACAUUCGCACCCACACGGGAGAGCGUCCCUACCCGUGCCAUCUCUGCGGAGUGCGCUUCACCAGGCAAGACAAACUCAAGCUGCACCUGCAGAAACACGAGCGGCUCGGCAGCUGUCGCGCGGGCCGCAUGAAGCCCACGCACUACGGGACUCUGUAGUCAUCGUCUUGCCGCUGCUUCUUCCUCUUCUUCUUCUUCUCGGUCUUUUGUUAAAGUCACCGCUUUCGGUGGUUGGGUAGGAGAGGAGACAUUUAUUGACAGUAGACCGAGCGGCAGCAAUGGGAAUGAUGCACUGCUGCGAAUGCAAUGCGACCGUGAAAUGUCUGCAGGGUUUGUGACCUCGACCGCUACCUGGUGUCAAGUAUUACAAAUCAAUUUGCUGUUAUAAUGACCACAGCUAUGAAAUGUUUGUUUCUGUAUCAUAUGUAGAUGUGGAGGUGAUUUACAGUCGUUGACUUUUGGUUGCAUUAAUAGAUUGCCUGUUUAAAUAUUUUUUUCAAGCUCUAUACCAAAGCACUAUUUAUAUGUAUAAAAAAAUGCAAUUAUCCUAUGGAACACAACGCAUUUUCUUUGUGAUGCUUUUAAGGGAGUGAAUAAUUUAUGAUAGCUCUGGCUGUGAACACUGUAUUUGCCUAUAUUGUUUUACAAGUAUUUCACUGAGCGACACAGGAAUUAUAACAAUAAUACAAUAAUAAUACAAUAAUAAUACACAGCC
Messenger RNA from Petromyzon marinus (sea lamprey), 4026 nucleotides. The record is from RefSeq and is a predicted model, not a curated record. NCBI's taxonomy places the organism in Eukaryota, Metazoa, Chordata, Hyperoartia, Petromyzontiformes, Petromyzontidae.